Molecule: messenger RNA, 1281 nt
Organism: Miscanthus lutarioriparius
Lineage: Eukaryota; Viridiplantae; Streptophyta; Magnoliopsida; Poales; Poaceae
Source: the annotation of a GenBank genome assembly
AUGGCGCCGCCGCGGUGGAAGUCCUGCGACGGGCGCCGCCGCCGGCUCCUGCUGCUCCUGUGCUGCUGCCUCCUCGCCUUCCCCUGCCACGCUCAACAAGUCACCAACAACAACAUCUCCCACCGCUCCGAUCAAGGUGGCAUCCACUCGUUCGUGGGCACGUACGGGAUCAACUACGGCCGCAUCGCCGACAACCUGCCGCCGCCGGAGGUGGUGGUGCGGCUGCUGAAGCUGGCCAAGAUCCGCAACGUGAAGAUCUACGACGCCGAGCACAAGGUGCUGGACGCGUUCCGUGGCACGGGGCUCAACCUCGUGGUGGCCAUCCCGAACGAGUUCCUCAAGGACAUGGCCGCCAACCCGGCCAAGGCCAUGGACUGGCUGAACGAGAACGUGCAGCCUUACUACCCGUCCACGCGCAUCGUCGGCAUCACGGUCGGCAACGAGGUGCUGGGCGGGGCGGACACGGGGCUCGCCGAGGCGCUCGUCGGCGCCGUGCUCAACGUUCACGACGCGCUCAGGAUGCUCCGGCUGGACACCAAGAUCGAGCUCUCCACGCCGCACUCGGAGGGCGUCUUCGCCAACUCCUACCCGCCCUCCGCCUGCGUCUUCAAAGACGAGCUCAUGGUGUACCUCCGCCCGCUGCUCGACUUCUUCUCCAAGACCGGCGCGCCCUUCUACGUCAACGCCUACCCGUUCCUCGCCUACAUGAGCGACCCGUCGCACAUCGACAUCAACUACGCGCUCUUCAAGCCCAACGCCGGCAUCGUCGACCCCAAGACCGGCCUGCACUACGACAACAUGUUCGACGCCCAGCUCGACGCCGCCUACUUCGCGCUCGAGGCCGCGGGAUACUCGGGCAUGGAGGUGCGCGUGGCCGAGACCGGGUGGGCGUCCGCCGGCGACGCCACCGAGGCCGGCGCCAACAUGGAGAACGCCGUCACGUACGACCGCAACCUCAGGAAGCGGCUCUUCCUGCGCAAGGGGACGCCCUACAGGCCCGACCGGGUGGCCAAGGCCUACAUCUUCGCGCUCUUCAACGAGAACCUCAAGCCGGGACCCACCUCCGAGCGACACUACGGCCUCUUCAAGCCCGACGGCAGCGUCUCCAUUAACAUCGGCCUCAAGGGGCUCCUGCCGUCGUCCGCGCCGCCGCAUCCUCUCCUGCCCUUCAAGGUACAACAUGCUCUUGGUUCUUUCUUGGUUCCUCUCACCUUUGCCAUCCACAACCUGGAGGGCUGGCACUAUCAUCCAACACCAAGCAUAGUGUAUUGGGGUGUGUAG